This is a messenger RNA of Orycteropus afer afer, 2583 nucleotides long. It is a transcript of the gene ZXDC, whose product is annotated as ZXD family zinc finger C. Gene Ontology annotation, cellular component: nucleus. The record is from RefSeq and is a predicted model, not a curated record. Gene Ontology annotation, biological process: regulation of transcription by RNA polymerase II. Lineage: Eukaryota; Metazoa; Chordata; Mammalia; Tubulidentata; Orycteropodidae. Gene Ontology annotation, molecular function: transcription coregulator activity. Bases 1 to 2583 code for a protein of 860 amino acids. The transcript is spliced from 10 exons.
AUGGACACUCGGGGAUUGCCAGCCGUCCGGGCCGCGCGUGGAGGCCCAAACGGCGGCCCUGGCUCCGGCUCUGUCUCUGGCUGGUUUCGUCGGCUCAGCCCGGGCCCCGCGCGCCGCCGCCUGCUGCUGCUGUGCGGCCCCGAAGAUGGCGGGUCUGGGCCGCGGCGCGAGCAGGCCUCGGCUGGCCCGGAGCUGAGCCCGCCGGCCCCGGAGGACGCCGCCGGCGACGGCUCCUUCGUGGUACUGCUGGAAGUGGCGCGCGGCGCCCCCGAGGUCCCUGGGAGGACUAGGGGCGGGCGCUGCGCAAGUCCUGCAGACCGCCCCGGUCAGGGCCCCAGCGGCCCAGCCUCCGCCCACAACCCCGCCGCGGCCUUAGCGGGCGCCGUCACUGUUGCCGGCCAGGACCUGCUAGUGCGCCUAGACAACGGGGUCUUCACUCUGGCGUCACCGCCACCGCCCGGGAGCCCGCCAGAGCCUCCAGGCGCGCCUGCCCCGCAGUCGGGCAAGGACGCCGCCAGCGUCGCCGAGGGCCACCGCGGGAGUGCGGGUCCCUCUGGCUACCGCUGCCCCGAGCCUCAGUGCGCGCAGACGUUUGCUAGGAAGCACCAGCUCAAAGUACACCUACUGACGCACGGAGGCAGCCAGGGCCGACGACCCUUCAAGUGCCCACUGGACGGCUGCGGCUGGGCCUUCACCACCUCCUACAAGCUCAAGCGGCACCUGCAGUCGCACGACAAGCUGCGGCCCUUCAACUGCCCCGUGGGCACCUGCGGCAAGAAGUUCACUACCAUCUAUAACCUCAAGGCGCACAUGAAGGGUCACGAGCAAGAGAACUUGUUCAAAUGUGAGGUGUGCGCGGAACGCUUCCCCACGCAUGCCAAGCUCAGUUCCCACCAGCGCAGCCACUUCGAGCCCGAGAGACCGUACAAGUGUGAUUUUCCUGGCUGCGAGAAGACAUUUAUUACAGUGAGUGCUCUUUUUUCCCAUAAUCGAGCCCAUUUCAGGGAACAAGAACUCUUUUCUUGCUCCUUUCCGGGAUGCAGCAAACAAUAUGACAAAGCCUGUAGGCUGAAAAUUCACCUGAGAAGUCAUACAGGUGAAAGACCUUUUGUUUGUGACUCUGAUAGUUGUGGUUGGACCUUCACCAGCAUGUCUAAACUCCUAAGGCACAAAAGGAAACAUGAUGAUGACCGGAGGUUUACCUGCCCUGUGGAAGGCUGUGGGAAAUCGUUCACAAGAGCAGAGCAUUUGAAAGGCCACAGCAUAACCCACCUAGGCACAAAGCCAUUCGCGUGUCCUGUAGAAGGGUGCUGUGCUCGGUUUUCUGCUCGCAGUAGUCUGUACAUUCACUCUAAGAAGCACCUCCAGGAUGUGGACACAUCGAAAAGCCGCUGCCCAGUCUCCAGCUGUAAUCGACAGUUCACGUCCAAACAUAGCAUGAAGACUCAUGUGGUCAAACAGCACAACCUGCACCAAGAUCUCUUAUCUCAGCUAGAAGCUGCAAGUUCUCUUACGCCCAGCAGUGAACUUACCAGCUCAGGACAAAGUGAGCUCAAUAAUAUAGACUUAGUGUCUCUCUUCUCUAAUGCAUCUGGUGAUAGUAAUAGUUCAGCAGUUGCAUCAGACAUGGCAUUGGUGAACUCUGGAAUUUUGACUAUUGAUGUUACUUCUGUGAACUCAUCUCUGGGAGGGAACCUUCCUGUUAACAACAAUUCCUUGGUGCAGAUGGACCCACUCGUCCUGGUGGCCAACAGUGACAUUCCUCCCAGUCUGGAUAGCCCUCUUAUGCUUGGGUCAACGGCCACGGUUCUUCAGCAGAGCAACUUAAAUCCAGAUGAUGUGCAAACUGUAAGUGCAGAAGCACUAGGUUGUCUGGUGUCUCUGCCUGUGAAGAAUUUGAGUCAAGAUCCGCAGGAUUUGACCUCCACACCAACUCCUUCAAACAAUCCCAGUGGAAACAACCAUGUCCCAGAACUGCUGGCUCCAAUCAAAGUGGAACAGAACUUGCCUCCUGGCCCAGAUGUUGGGCCACAGGAAAGAGGCAAAAUGGUGACCCAGUUUAUGCUCUCCAACCCAGCAGAAAACUGCAGUGCUCAGAAAGAUACCGACCUCAGUGCAGUGCCUGGCAACUUGUAUUUGGAAAGUGGGGGCUCAGCAAGAACUGAUUACCGAGCCAUUCAACUAGCCAAGAAAAAAAAGCAGAAAGGAACUGGGAACAAUGCAGGAUCCUCAGGGCCUGCUCAAAGUAAAAUAAAAGGUGACAAAAUCAGUCCUACUCACUUCCACACAAGCCAGAGCAGUUGGCUGUGUGGGGAUGUUGUGGUGCCAAGCGGAGGUCUGACGGGACCAGAGCCAGCGGCCGGGGUACAGUGUGUUCAGGUCCAGCUAUUGCAGGACGACCCCUCAGGUGAAGGAGUCUUGCCACUUGCACUCAGCUUGCAGCCCCCUCUGGUCCAUCCCCUGCUCACCGUGGACUUACCUGUAUACGUUCUCCAGGAGGUGUUCCCAGCCCCGGAGGAUGCCACUGGUCCUGAGCCUGCACAGUUUGCCAGAAGCACCAUCAACCUUCAGGACUUGCAGUGA